Molecule: messenger RNA, 993 nt
Organism: Gadus macrocephalus (Pacific cod)
Lineage: Eukaryota; Metazoa; Chordata; Actinopteri; Gadiformes; Gadidae
Exons: 2
Coding region: 1-993 (330 amino acids)
Source: RefSeq, a predicted model, not a curated record
AUGAAUCCAAGAGUAAUAGCGCUUCUUGCCGUGGCAGCGGAGGUUGCGGACGAUCCCCCUGCGCCUGUCGUGGUUGCCCGGAGGAGAGUGUGGGUCCACAGUAUUAAUCGUGGCAGGGGGCAGUACGGGGAAUACCACCGGCUGUGCCAAGAGCUCCGCCUGGACGAGGAUCGCUUCAAGGUCUAUUUCAGACUCAACCGGCAGCAGUUUGAAGGAGUUUUAACAUUUAUUGGGCCGACCAUCGCCAAGAUGAACACCAAUUAUAGGGAGAGCAUCAGUCCCGCCCAACGGCUUUGCAUUUGUCUGAGGUACCUGUCAACUGGAGACUCGUACAGGUCCAUAGCCUUCAGCUACAGGCUGGGGUUCUGCACUGUGGCGAGGAUUGUGAGGAGUGUGUGUGAGGCCAUAUGGCAGUGUAUGGUCUCCACAUACAUGCCUGUGCCAGGGGCAGAGGACUGGAUGAAGAUAGCGGGGGACUACGAGAAGCUGGCGGACUUCCCCAACUGCCUCGGCGCCAUAGACGGCAAACAUGUGGUUAUCCAGGCCCCACCGUCUACUGGCAGCCAGUACUUCAAUUAUAAGGGGGCAUUCUCCAUCGUCCUUCUGGCGGUGGUGGAUGCCCGCUAUCGCUUUAGGGUCGUGGAUGUGGGGGCCUACGGCAGGAGCAGUGAUGGAGGCACGCUCUCUUCUUCGGCCUUUGGCACUGCUCUGCGGCUGGGGAACCUGGACCUUCCACCUGAUCGACCCCUACCUGGAGCAGACCAUCUGGGACCCCAGCCGCAUGUUUUCAUUGGGGAUGAAGCUUUUCCUCUGCGGAGGAACCUCCUGCGGCCCUACCCUGGCCAAAACCUGGGGGGAGAGCGGAGGAGCUUCAAUUUUCGGCUGUCCCAUGCCCGGAGGAUUGGGGAGUGCGCCUUUGGCAUCCUCGCCAACCAGUGGAGGCUCUACAGGAGGUUCUCGGCGUGUCUCCAGAGGUUGCAGAGAGCGCCGUGA